UUCUUGUGUCUAAAAAGUUGAGAGUUUUAAUUUCUGAUACAGUAAACAUUGAUAGAUAAAACCGCAUAAGCGAUAGCUCUGUGGGGUCUCCAGUAGUUUUAAGUGUGUAAGGAGUCUGGGGACAAAGAAGUGCAAGGACUGCUGGUGUGUUAGGCCUUCUUGUUUUGGGCCUGUGGCCUUGCGUGGGUGUGAUGAGGGCACGGGUCAUUUCCUAAAGCAGCAGCGUCCGUUGGCUGGGGAGAGCUGGCCUGCUUCUCCCGUGUUACCACAGAGAGACAGUCAUCACAGGAAGGCCUGGGACAGGGCCUUGCAAGGCUCGCAGUGGGGAGAAGAGGUGUGGCAGAAAUCGUGCUGCUUGCUUACAGAGGAAUUGGGGAGGAUAUUGAGAAAGAAAGGAAGGAAAUGUUGAUACACUGCUCAGGCGAUGCCAGUUCAGUCCAUCAGAGUCACCGUCCGCCCUGUGUGCGACGCAAGCUCUGUCAAGCCACAGCCCUGUCAUCUGGAGAAUUGCCUGGCACAAAGUAGGCUAAGGUGUUACCCAGCGACCUCCAUCUUCAGCUGUUUCCAGAACAGCCCCUCUACUACAGAGCUGCGGUGCAACCCCGGGCAGUUUGCCUGUCGCAGCGGCACCAUCCAGUGCAUCCCCCUCCCCUGGCAGUGUGACGGCUGGGUGACUUGUGAGGAUGAGAGCGACGAAGCCGACUGUCCAGAAGUGACCGGAGAGGUGCGUCCUUACCAUGGGAAGGAGGCCGUGGAUCCGCGGCAGGGGCGGGCCAGAGGAGGUGACCCCACGCACUUCCACGCAGUGAACGUGGCACAGCCCGUCCGCUUCAGCAGUUUCCUAGGGAAGUGCCCGACAGGGUGGCACCACUACGAAGGCACGGCCAGCUGCUACAGGGUCUACCUGAGCGGGGAGAACUACUGGGACGCCGCGCAGACCUGCCAGCGCCUGAACGGCUCCCUCGCCACCUUCUCCACUGACCAGGAGCUGCGCUUUGUCCUGGCCCAGGAAUGGGACCAGCCCGAGCGGAGCUUCGGUUGGAAGGACCAGCGCAAGUUGUGGGUUGGCUAUCAGUAUGUCAUCACCGGCCGGAACCGCUCCUUGGAAGGUCGCUGGGAGGUGGCAUUCAAAGGCUCCUCGGAGGUGUUCCUGCCCCCAGACCCCAUCUUCGCCUCGGCCAUGUCUGAGAACGACAACGUGUUCUGUGCCCAGCUCCAGUGCUUCCACUUCCCCACCCUGCGGCACCACGACCUCCACAGCUGGCAUGCUGAGAGCUGCUACGAGAAGUCUUCGUUCCUGUGUAAAAGAAGUCAAACAUGUGUCGACAUCAAGGACAAUGUGGUGGACGAAGGGUUCUACUUCACCCCCAAGGGGGACGACCCGUGCCUGAGCUGCACCUGCCACGGCGGGGAGCCUGAGAUGUGUGUGGCCGCCCUCUGCGAGCGGCCCCAGGGCUGCCAGCAGUACCGCAAGGACCCCAAAGAGUGCUGCAAGUUCAUGUGUCUGGACCCAGAUGGCAACAGCCUGUUCGACUCCAUGGCCAGUGGCAUGCGGCUGGUGGUCAGCUGCAUCUCCUCCUUCCUCAUCCUGUCGCUGCUGCUCUUCAUGGUCCACCGGCUGCGCCAGAGGCGCCGCGAGCGCAUCGAGUCCCUGAUUGGAGCCAACUUGCACCACUUCAACCUCGGCCGCAGGAUCCCUGGCUUUGAUUACGGCCCGGACGGGUUCGGCACGGGGCUCACCCCGCUGCACCUUUCUGACGACGGAGAAGGCGGGACCUUCCACUUCCACGACCCUCCGCCUCCCUACACAGCAUACAAGUACCCAGACAUCGACCAGCCCGAUGACCCCCCGCCGCCCUACGAGGCCUCCAUCAACCCGGACAGCAUGUUCUAUGACCCUGCAGACGACGAUGCUUUUGAGCCCCCGGAGACCAGCCUGCCGACCCCGGGGGAUGGUGGCAGUGAAGGUUCGUUGCCCCGGUACCUGGAACAGCCUCUGCCCACUUCGGGGGCCUCUCUGGCAGACCUGGAAGACUCCGCUGACAGCAGCAGCGCCCUGCUCGUUCCCCCCGACCCUGGCCAGAGUGGGGGUGCCCUGGCCGCAGAGGCACCGCCAGGGGCCGGCCGCCACAGCCGCAGCUCCCUCAACACCAUGGUAUAGACGGCCCGGCCCGUGUCCAGCGGGCUGUGAGCAGCCGUCUGCUGUCAGAACACCAGUCCCUGUGGGACACUUGAAGGACCCAGCCUCAGCCUGGACCCCACCCACCACACACCCGCACUCGUGCACAGACCUCGGGGUGGGGACGGGCGCUGCGCCGAGUCCCUGAGGGCUCCAGAGACACACAGAGCUGUGGGCCUCCUUCUCUUCCUUUUCAAGUGGCAGAAGAGUGACGGGGUUUGUUCAGACCACGUGCUCUAGAGGCAGGGAAGGAGGCACUGUGGGCCUGGCCCGACGGCCUCGGUGGGCUUGUUCAUGCAGUGUGCGUCCAGAGAAGUCCACCAGCCGCACCGAGCCCUGGGGCUGCCUCCCUGGCCCCACCAGGACGGCACUGCCGACUGUCCCUGUGGUGUGGCAGCGGGUCUGCUUCAGGGGAGACAGCCCCCGCAGGCCCGGCUGUGAGCACCAAGGUGACCCUGGCCUGGCCUGGGGUUGGCUCCAGAGGCCCUGAGAAGGGGGCGUGGAAGGAGGUUGGCCUCUUGGCUCUGUAUUUGCAGCUGGGCCCCGCGAAGCUCAGCUCUGUGGCAGGAGGCCCGACGCCCCCCACCGGUGUCCCCCACAGUGCUGUGCGCGGCUCCCCUGGAGUCCGGCUGAGGCCCUGGACACCAAGGGUGCUGGGGACCGAGCCAGCUCCUGUCCACACUCUGGAGCUCUGGGCCCCGCCCCUGUUGAAUGGUCCCAGGGCCUGGCCUGCUCCUGCCCGCCCCAUCGGUGCCAUAAAGGCUUGUUUCUGGGGGGACGGGUGGCUGAACCGACAUCCUGGGCAGUGUCCAUCUCCCGCAAGUCCGCUGCCUGCACCAUUGCCACCGCCGCGCCCCGUGGCCGCAUGUGCCCCGCCCCCCUCAGCAGCGCUGGGUGCUGGGGGCCCUGCCUGGGGGCCUUUUGCCCGAGGGACCCCGCUGCCUGCUCCCGGGCGGGGUCUUGUGUCCUGACACGGGGCCUUCAGCAUUUCUGAGGUUUGGAGACGAAGCGGGUUCUGUGCGAUUUUCAGCACAUCCAUAUGUUUUCUACGUCGAAUGUCUGGAUCCGUGCGUGUGUGCGUGCGUGUGUGUGCGUGUGCGCAGGCAAUGGGGGUGCGCGGGAACCCGGCUCUCCUGGGCUGCCGUGUCUGCCCUGCUCCGUGUGUCGCUCGGUCUUUCCCGCCCGUGAGGACAGCGUGGAGAGGCCGGGCGGGAGCUGGCACGGCUGUGCAGUGACGGGCUCGGCACCGUUCUCAGGCCCGCUCUGUCCGUCCCACGAGGAAUGAGACUCUAGCGCUGCCCACAGACUUGACCUUGUGCUGGAGCUGUGAGUUUCGUCACCGAACUGCCUGUCCCUGGAGGCUGCGUGCGGUGAGGCCUGCUGCCCUGGCUGAAGGGCUGCUGCUUCCUUGAGAGUUGAGUCCUGGCCACGUCCUGCCCCCGCUGUGCCAGGUUCCAGAGCAGCAGUCGUCAUAAUGCUGGUGCGGGGCGACCGUCAUUGGUCCUGAGAGGCGUCAGGACCUGUGUGCCGUGAGCGCGGCUGGCACGAGAUGUGUGGGGUUGGGAAGCGACCUUUGGGGACGCAAGGACUGUUGGGGCCAGUCAGGCAUCCAGCAGGCAGUGAGGACGGGGCCCAGAGUGGACCACGAAGGCUGCCGACCGUGGGCUUGCUCCGGACUGUCGGGCUGGGCCCAAGGGUGCGCUCGGGUCACCAGGGGGCCUCUCCCCUGUUCAGGCCUCCCCACAAGCUCAGCCCAGUGGCAGCCUGGGGCUGGGCAGAAAGCCUGAGUGCAGAGCUGGGGUCUGCCCCUCUCUCCCACACUGUCACCCAGAGUGCCACCCUUUGCAAGACCUGCCAGUCCAGGCCAGGGUGGGAAGAGUCCUGAGGUGGCCUUUGUCAAGGCUGGAGCUCCUGGGAGAGGUGUCCUGCCCUCUGGGCCCCAGAGGGACAGGGGAGGGACAGGCCACGCUCCUGGGAGGGCCACCUACCCUGGCACUGCCUUGCCGCUGUUCGGAGACCAGGUGCCCUCUGACCUGCCCUGAGAGGUGGAAUUUGAUACUGUACAUUGUCUCAAUGCCUGUUUUUUAUGUUUUCCUUUCACUAAGGGUUUUUAGUUUGGGUUUAUUUUUGGUUGGGUUGGCACUAAUUCUUUUCUUAAGAUGCUGUGAGAACCAUUUCAUCCAAAUGCCAAAUAAACUUGUGUUCUGGAA
This is a messenger RNA of Lemur catta (Ring-tailed lemur), 4389 nucleotides long. RefSeq names its product DiGeorge syndrome critical region gene 2 (gene DGCR2). The record is from RefSeq and is a predicted model, not a curated record. Gene Ontology annotation, cellular component: membrane. Gene Ontology annotation, molecular function: protein binding. The transcript has 10 exons. Lineage: Eukaryota; Metazoa; Chordata; Mammalia; Primates; Lemuridae. Bases 425 to 2161 code for a protein of 578 amino acids.